UUUCUCUCUCUCUCUCCUUCUCUCUCUGUCACUCCCUCUCUCUCCCACUCUCACCCACUAGCUAACAGAGCUCCAGGCUGAGCUUCUCACACAGGCUCCUCCACUCCACUGCUCCGAGCGCGUGCACUUCUCUCUUUCCACGCCAGUGUAUGUGAGUGUGUGUGUGAGCGCGUGUGUGUGUAUGUGUGUGUGUGUGGAGGGGAGCGCGUGCGUGUGAGAGUGCAUGCUGCUCAUUCCACUUUGCCGGGAAUUAAGUGGGGAUGGGUUUGGAAUGGCUCUCUGGGAUGGAGAUCUAAAGAUCUGAGGAAACAGCAGAAAAGUGCAACUUCCAACCAAAAGAGGCUGAAAAAGGAAAAGAGCUGCACAGAGGAGGACAGGGGCAUGAUGCUGAAGAGUGCUGCAGCUGCUAGUGGUGUAUAACUGGGGGAGUUCCCUGGAAACAUCACUUUAUACACACACAUACCAGAGGUGGUUGUGUGUGUUUGGAGCCUCUUUGCUUUUUUGUUUUAGUUUAUAUAUUUUUUAAUUUGCAGUUUCUGGUUCUCUCCUGAACUUUUUUUUUACCAUCUUCACUUUCUACCACUUUUUAAAACUGUGGGACCUGUCAACCCCAUUCAGAGAUGUAGAGCAUCCAAAUCCAUGAAGCAACCCAACCACUUGGAUCUUUUCUCUGUAUUAAAGCUGGAUUUUUAGGGAGGAUCUCACAAAUGUGGAGGCUUCACGCUUUCCAGUGACUUCACCCAUCCUCUGUUUGGCUCUCUGGACGCUCCUCUCCUUGUGUGUGUCCUGCUGGAGGGUCCUGCUGGAGGGAGAUGGGCACCCAUGCUUUGGGAUUUCUGCUGAUCUUCCUGCUGGAGCGCGCACUGGUCCAGGCGGCCAACAUGGAGCCCAUCUACUGGAAUUCCCUCAACAAGAGGUUUGGGGACGAGAGGGGCUAUGUGCUGUACCCUCAGAUUGGUGACCGGUUGGACCUGGUGUGUCCAGCGUCCGCUCCACCAGGCCCGCGCUCCACCUCUGAAUAUGAGUACUACAAACUGUACCUGGUGUCCACGCGCGAGCAGGCCGACAGGUGUGAAGUGAUCGGCGCCCCGAACCUGCUGCUGACCUGCGACCGGCCAAGCGCUGACAUGCGCUUUACCAUCAAGUUUCAGGAGUUUUCACCUAAUCUCUGGGGCCAUGAGUUCAAAAACCUCCAGGAUUACUAUAUCAUAGCUACCUCGGAUGGCACGAGGCAGGGGCUAGACAGCAUGCGAGGAGGAGUGUGUGUGACACGAGGGAUGAAGGUGGUGCUCAAAGUGGGACAGACUGCAUAUGGACUUCCUCCCAAACUCAAGCCAGAUCCAGCUCGAACCAACACCAGACCUCCAGGUCAGAGUGAUGAUGGCAGCUCUAAAGGUGGCGAUGGCGGUGAAGGUGAGCAGGGUGACGAGGGCACUGUUUCCGGCUCCAACAUCGCCCUGAUCGCGGGUGGAGCGGGCGGAGCUGCCUUUCUACUGCUGGUUGCUGUGGUGAUUGGAGUGGUGUGCUAUCGCCGAAGGAAAGCCAAGCACUCGGAGACACAUCACCCGGCCCUGUCCCUGUCCUCAAUGACCCCAAAACGGGGCAGCGGCACCGGAGUCACAGCCGGGGGCCUCUCUGGGGGGUGCAACACUGGUGGCUCAGAGCCCAGUGACAUCAUCAUCCCUCUGCGGACUUCAGACUCCGCCUACUGCCCGCACUACGAAAAAGUCAGCGGAGAUUAUGGACAUCCGGUUUACAUCGUCCAGGAGAUGCCCCCUCAGAGCCCCGCUAACAUCUACUAUAAAGUAUGAGGGGGACUAAAAUGUGUGCGCACACACACACAACACACACACACACACACAUAUGCAUACACACACACAUAUGACAUAUGUAAAACUAUAACAUCUUGGCAAGGGAAAGCUUCCUUAACAUAAUCAAUAUACCUAAUAUUUUUGACAAAAUAUUGUUAUAUAAAAUAAUAUACUAAGAAGCUGAUACCAUGUUUUUUUUAUAUAAAAAUGUCAUAAUUUAAUAUUUUUUAAUCUACUUCACCAUACGACCCAUAUAUCCAUACUGUAAUAAUCUUACAAUACUUAAGCUCUGCCCAUAUUGGAGUUAUGCUGCCUUCACAUCCAAAAAUAGCCUUUACGUAUUGAUUAAAAACUAACAAAUUUAAGUAACUCAUUUUAAUAACCAAUUUCAAGUACAGUUGAUGUUUUUUAUUGACACAUUUGCAACUAGGAAAGUAAUUAUGCAUUCAGGACAGAUUCUAGGCUUGUUUGGGGGAGAAGCUCAUUAUCCCUGGUUUAUUUCCACACACAAGAACCCUUUGGGGCUAAUGGCUCUAUUGUGCAAUUCUGUGCAUCAUUUUUCCACGUGUAGCCAUUUGCUGCUUUUUAAUAGACUGAGAAACAGAGCUUUUGCAUGACAUUUCACCGUGCAAGAGCUUCUCAACACACGCAAGCGUUCUCGUAUCAGAUUAUUUUUAUCAGUGCAGGCAAGCAAGACAAGCUUUCAUGCUGUCAGAACACACACUCACUCCACAAAGCUGAACUUAUUACAGUACCCUCGCUCCAGUCCUAUCACAGUGUGGGUUUAUUAGACAUUAGGUAUAUUUAUACCAAUGGGAAAGGAGGUAUUAUGAUCAAUUGAAACUGGUACUGCUCGUUACAAAAUUAACCAAUCACAUGACCCCACACAUGGCAACUGGAGAGGAAAACUUCAAACUUCACUGACUUUAUCGGUUCACUGAAGCCUGGUUACUUCCAGGCACGAAAACAGCUUUCACACUUGACCAAACAGACCGAACCUAUGCACCAAGCACUAACAGGUCCAUAUAAAAAGAGUGAGUGUGAGAACACUCUUAGCGUACUUAAAAUAAACUUUAUCUAAAAUACAUACAAUAUACAAGUUUUUUACAACAUUAACUCAAUUAUGUUGCAAUAAAAAUAUGUAUGCACGUGUUGAUUUUCUAUGUUUUAUUAUGUUUAAUAUACAGUUUAUUUUUAUAAAUAAUACUAUUUCCAACUGCAACACAAUUAAGCUAAUGUUACAGUUUAAUUUCAUCUAACUCAAACUCUUGGACUCCUGAUUGAUCCAUCUGUUUAUUAAAUAUUACAGUGUAAAAUGAUGCUGGUGCCUACAAGUGAUAUGAAAAAAACGCAUGUUUUAAAAUAAUUGACACAAAAAAUAUUAUAUAGUAGAAUUUAAUAAAUAAUUUCUGAGAUAAAGGUUGAUUUCUCUUGCCACGAUGUGUUGUUUAUCAGUGCACACACACACACUCUCAAACCUCACCUACAGACUGAUCCCCCCCCUGGACUUCAGCAUUCUCCUGCCUUGGGUUAGCUCUAAUGUCCUCUCCACGUCCCGACACUUCACACAGCAAUGUCCUGUCACCCACAGGGUGUGUGUGUGUGUGUGUGUAUGUGCGCGUGUUAAAUCAGACACACUGUGUGAAAUGUCUGUGGAGCUUUGUUCACACACGCAAUACAGACUGGCACUGAAGCCUUCAGACUGUAUUUACUUUAAUGUUUCUUUUACCAGCUGUAGGAACUGUUUGGAUAGAGACUUGGGAGUGUGUGUGUUGUGCGUGCGUGUGUUUGUUUGUGUGUGUGUGUGUGUGUGUUACAGACUGAAACUGAAGGAUGUGUUUGCUUGUCCUAAAAACCAACCACACAAAGGGAGCAGCACAUUUUGAAAGGUUCGCUCCAAGAGAAAAUGAAGAAGAGCUGUAUAAAACAUUUCAAUAUUUAAUCAGUUUUUAGAUCUUGUUUUUCUUUGCCCAUUUCUGUCAUCAGCUUUGUGAUAGUUGUCCUGUUUACAUUCUGCGUGUAGAAGGCCUGAUCCCCAUUGGUGGGAUCAUUUCAGUCGCUGUAUCAAAGCAUUGCUAAUUUUUGUUGUGUAUUUUUUCCCACAUUUUUGCCACUUACUGACAUUCUAUUCUGUACUUUGGAACUGUUUGACACGUUCAAGGAAGGAAUCUGAUCUGCAGAGCGAGGAAGAGGAAGAGCCUAUGGAAUGCUUGCUAUGAUGUUUUCGGACUGCUUUAUGAGCUUGUGGAGGGUAGUGCAUAGGUCCAAAAGUAUGCAGACACCCUUCUUUCUAAAGUAUUAGCUUGAGGUUCGGGAGAUUAUCCUCCUUUGCUGCAGUAACAUCCUCCUACUUUUCUGGGAAGUCAUUAUGCUAGAAGUUGGAACUUCUUUAGUUCUGUUAGUCUCCAGCUCAUCCCUAAGAUAUUCAGAGAACCCCACAGCUCCUCUGCUCUGGGGAGCUUUAUGCCCCCCACUUUUAGCACUAGGCACCAUGGCCUUGUGUACGGAGUAGGAGUGUCAUGUGUAGGAGCUUAGGCACAUUCUACUGGCCACUGACCAAUUGAAUGAGUGUAAAUUAGUUGAGUUUACUCAUUAAAAGUGGGCGUCUGGAUACUUUUGGACAUUCUGUUGCACUUUCCCAAUUUAGGCCCUCACCAACAUUCUUUGUGUUGUUAUGUUGUGACUUUUCAACACGUUCCAGAAAGGAAUUCACGAAGCGAGGAAGAGGAGGAGACCCGACCAAAAGACAGUUUAAUGUUCGCUGUGAAACUUCUCGUUUUCGGACUGGUUUAUGCGCGAGUGGUCAGAGGUCAAGAAGUCAAGGCCAGGCCUUGCGCAGGCCGGCAGACCGUCUCAGUCCAGUGUGGGAGUCGCUUUCCUGGAAUAAUUCACAGCCUGGGUUUUCCAAGCACUAAUGUUUUUGAGUUAUGGCCACUUUGUACCAUACCUACAGUACGCACACACACAUAUAUAUGUGACCUCACAACCCCACUGAUAUCAAUAUCAACUUAUGUUUUCAUUCUCUCUCCCUUGUGUGAUUUUUACAGCUUCGUAGCUACAGCAUAACCAGCAAGGCCAGGUUUUAGGAUAUGUGUGUGUGUGUUUGAAAGAGUGCAAAACUGAAGAUCUGGGCCUCCAGUGCUACAAAAUUUAUUGUUCCUGCUCCAAAGCUUCCAUCAAUCUCUAUAGGGUCUGCUCGCAGAUGAGUUCCUCCAUACCUACAGUUGUGAGGACAGACAAGGUUUUUCAGAACGAUUAGAGAAAUCCCAUUAAACCUUAUGAAGACCGUGACUCCAACUCUAACUCAAAUUCUAUACUGACUUUAGACAUGAUAUAACACAGUGGAUCAACACUAUAAGAUGACAUGGCUCUUCAAACCAUCACUGAUCAUCAGUUAAUUUUACAUUUUAUUUGGAAAUUAAAGGAUCAGAGUCUGGAGGAAGAGUGGAGAGACACACAGUCCAAGCUGCUUGAGGUCUAGGGUGAAGUUUCACCAAUCAGUGAUGGUUUGGAGAGUCAUGUCAUCUGCUGGUGUUGAUCCACUGUGUUAUAUUAUCAAGUCUAAAGUCAGUGCAGUGUUUUCCCACAAAAUCUUACAGCACUUCAUGCUUCCCUCUGCUGAGAAGACUUUUAUGGAGAUGCGGAUUUAAUUUUCAAAGGAUUUGGCACACUGCCCACACUGCCAAAAGUAGCAAUUGGUCUUAUAAAAUAUUAUUAUUAUAAUAUUAUUAUUAUAAAAAGUUUCUGAUUGAAUGAUUUUUGGACCAUGAUCAUCAGCAAUAAAAUAAAUAAACAUUUAAAAUAUAUAUGUGUAAUACAUCUAUAUAGUAUAUGAGUUUCACAUUUUUAACUGAAUUACUAAAAUAAACUAUAAUAAAUUUAAUAUAAAAUUUUUUUGAGAUGCACUAGUACAUUGAGAUGCAGCUACAGUCUCUCAUUAGCAUUGAAUGGGUUCUGUAAAACUUGUCCGACCUCACAACAGCAGCUAAGGAAGAGAUUAUUUGGGGGCGGAGCAUGUAGAGGUCAGUUGUUGCUGUGCUUUUGCUGUCAUUAACCCCCCAACACACAUACACACACAUACAUAAACAUACCUUCAGCACUAAACCCCAAACCCUUGUCCGAUGUAAGCACUUUUUUCAUCGUAGUUUAUUUUUUGUUAUAAGCGCCAGACCUGCCUGCUGAAAUUCGGCCCACAUUGUUCAAGCUGUACUGUUAACACAGACACUGCCACCUGCAGGACUGGAGGAGAAACUGUUGUUUUUAUAACUAUGUACUUCUGAAUCUGCUGCAUAUAUUUUUGUCUGUAAUGACCAGAAUGUUCAGCAGGAUUCUGCAGUGUGUGUGUGUGUGUGUGUGAAUGUGUAAGUGUAUGGUUGGGGAGUGUGUGCUGGAAUGCAGGUCAGAGUUACACAUUUCCUGCGGUAUUUCACUCCAUUUCACUACCAUUUCCCUGAUGAAUCAGAAAGCACUUAAAAUGCACUUAAAGGGACUGUUGAAAUUUUACAGACAGUAUAAAACGUUUCCAAACAACCACAUUGGGCAUCUGGUAAUCUGGUGUCUGCUUAUUUGAACUUGGAGCUAGCAUAGCUAACAAGUAAUGGAAGCUUACACCUUGCUAGUUAGCAUGCUUCAAACCACAUAGGGCUCACUCUUACACUCAUGAUGCUUAUUGCUACCUUACACCAUGUGAACAGUCUAUUUUCACGCUUUGCACCUGCGUCAUUUAAAUAGCGACGGAGCUUCAAGCUUACUUGCUCAGCAUGUGCAAACUCAACAUUUACAUCAACAAUAAACAGAAUAUUGAAUAAAAUAACAUUGCUGUUGCUGUAAAUGACCUGCUCCCGCACCUUCACUGCGUGAACAAGCAGGUCAGAUUCCUCUGAAGAGAUGCACAGAAGCACUGCACUGUUAAAAUAGCAAUCCGCCAAAGUCAGAGCGCAUCUGGAUCUUAAAGAGAAUGGCAAGUGACAUGCUGAUUGGUUUAUUUGACAUUCUGGCAAAACACACCCAUAAGUUAUUAAGAGAAUUAGUACAUGCAUUUUGCACAUUUAGAGCCCCACAAGCUGCUAGGUGCAAAGUGGAUGACUUGUUUUGUUUUAGUAUUUUGAGCCAAAAUACGCAAUAUUUCUAUAAUAUAAUAAGUCCGAUUCUGGAGUUAAGGUUUACACUGUGGUGCUGUGGAGCUCACUGUUGAAGCUGCUCGGUCACAGUAUACCCCAAACAACCACUAGAUGGAACUCUGAAACUGGAGCACAGCUGCAGACACUCAGCCAUGGCUACUGGCUCAGCUGGAGUCCAGAAUUUGAGUUUGUUUCGCUGUUUCUUUCGUUCAUAUGUGUAAAAUUAAUGCAUCUUAUGGUGGAAUGGAAAUUAAGAUUUUAACCCCAAUAACCUGAUAAUACUAUUCUCCAUUCAGUGCAUCUCAGUGCAGCUCAAACCAGAAUUAGUAGGGCUGUGUUUUGGCAAAAAAACGUAGAGAUACAAUAUGUAUCACAAUACAGGAGUACAAUUCAAUAAAUUGCAAUAUAAUAUAUAAUGCAAAACAAUGUAUUGCAGUUGUUUAGAUCAUAAUAUUCAUUUUUAGAAAACUGUUAUAGUAUAAAAGAUUUUAAUAAAAGAAGAGGACACUUUUUUAUGUAAUUAGAACAGUGGGAUCCAAUGACAACACUGCUAUUUAUUAGGUACAACACAAAAUUAACUACUGUCUUUUUUUUUUUUUUUUUUUAACUACUGUCUAACACCAAUCUUUACAGAUAACUAAUAACUAAAUAUCGAUGCUGUGUUUUUGAAAAUGUACACAGUAUUGCAAAACUUAAUAUUGUAAUACUCUGAUAUAUUAAUAUUGUCUUACACUUCUGGUGAGUACUUAAUACAAUUUAGAUUAAAACUCAGAUGUGAGAAAUCAAAGUUUAGAAUAAAAUAUAUAUUUAAGUUUUCUCAAAAAAUUGCUUUAGCAUUACAUAACAAACACAGCUAACCACACAAACAUUUUAAACAGGAAGGUGAGUUAGCCAAUGUUUGUCCAUGUUUGAGACAGCAGUAUGGUGUAUAGUGUCAGAAAUUACGUAAGUCUGUUAUAGAUUACUGAUCACCUCCACACAGUUUAAAAAAUAGUGUGUAAUGAUUUAAACAGACAGUUAGCACUGUGCUAGUUAGCUUACGUGAGCUUCCAUUACUUGUUAAGCUAGCUACAUUAGCCUCAGUAUUAAACACACUGACUGACCACAUUUAGGCUAAAGGAGAAAUGUUGUGAAUGAGAUAUUUGUCUAAACCAGAUGUCUAAGGCAGAUAAUGUCUCCUGCACCAUUGUUUCCAUCAUCUCACUCUACCAAAGAACCAGCACUCGCAGGAGUGGACCUGACCUGUGUCCUGGUGUACACGUCCUGAGCAUAUCUAUGGGUGAGGUAUAAAGUGAGAUGUGUUUUGGAGUGAUAUGUAACGUGUGGUUCAUAUUUUACCUCACAAAUUCCCUCCUAUUCACCUCUGAGGAUGCGUCAUUGUUUGUUGGUAGUAAGCUGUUAGCAUCCAAAUGAGCCCUGGGUUUAAGCCGCUUUCUGUUGUGGGGAAAGAAAUUGACCUAAAUCUAUUUCUGUGGUUCACAAAUGAGUUCCAAAGCAUAUAUUUUGUUUUGUUGAAAAAAAGCACUGUCCUCUUUAUAUUACUAAGUAAACCAGAAAUAUUGCUACAGAUAUGCGACAUGUAGGCUAACGUUAGCUUGCUAACACAGUAAGGCUGUCAUAUAAUAAGGACACAAUUAAUAUCCAGCAUCCAGUAGUAUUCAGCCUAAAAAUGGUAUAAAACACUUUUGGUGUUUGAACAAAUAAGUCUAAAAAGACCAAAUAAAUUAUAAUAAAAUAAUAAUACAGAAUAAUAAUUUUUGUCAUGUUGUGCUUGGUUGGUUUAUCUACUGGGAUUAAAAAAUGUUCAGUGUUAAAUAAAUAUUUUUAAAUUGUAGCUUUGUAAUUGCUUUUUUUUUUUAAAGCAGGACAGAAAUACAUUCAGGCUGUUUAAUUCAUGUCCAAAUGUUUUAUUUUGUUUGAAAUAAGUUUCAACCAAAAAAAAAAAAAAAAGAAAACAAAACUAAGAAAUAUGGUCCAGCAAAAGAUUACAUUUUUACAUCAUGUCUGGGUGGUUCAAGCUGGUUUUUAAUGGUCAGCAGGUAAAAAAAAAACGAGUAAAAAUCUUGGUCCAUUCUUGCAGUAGAGGUUUAGUUUUGGUAGAUUAAUAGAGGUAUGAAAUGCCUUGGCAGUCUGUGAUCGAUUAAUGAAGAAACAGUGAAAAGCCACAGUUAAGAGCAGGAUCAGUGUAGUUAGUGUAAUUGUUGAAAAGCAUCAGACAAAUUAUUAAAACCAGAUACAAAGAGUUUAAAAACUAAGAGGUGAUUUUAAUGUUAUGGUUGAUCCAUGUAAUGUACAGCUCUGGAAAAAAAAUAGACCACUUAAAAAUGAUGAGUAUCUUUGAUAUUUUACCAAAUUGAAAACCUCUGGAUUAGAAUCAAGAGGAAUAUAGAUGUUCACAAGCCAUCAAACCAAGCUGAACUGAAUUUUUUUCACCAGGAGUGGCAUAAAGCUAUCCAAAAGCAGUGUGUAAGACUGGUGGGGGAGAAAUUGCCAAGAUGCAUAAAAACUGUGAAAAAGUAUUAAAAUUGUUAUUAAAAUGUAUUCCACCAAAUAUUGAUUUCUGAACUCUGAAAAAAUUAUGAAUAUGAACUUGUUUUCUUUGCAUUAUUUGAGGUCUGAAAUCUCUGCAUCUUUUUUUGUUAUCUUAGCCAUUUCUUAUUUUCUGCAAAUAAAUGCUCUAAAUUACAA
Molecule: messenger RNA, 9619 nt
Organism: Astyanax mexicanus (Mexican tetra)
Lineage: Eukaryota; Metazoa; Chordata; Actinopteri; Characiformes; Acestrorhamphidae
Gene: efnb3a
Product: ephrin-B3a
Exons: 6
Coding region: 813-1811 (332 amino acids)
Biological process (GO): ephrin receptor signaling pathway; axon guidance
Cellular component (GO): plasma membrane
Molecular function (GO): ephrin receptor binding
Source: RefSeq, a predicted model, not a curated record